Molecule: messenger RNA, 2337 nt
Organism: Besnoitia besnoiti
Lineage: Eukaryota; Apicomplexa; Conoidasida; Eucoccidiorida; Sarcocystidae
Exons: 5
Coding region: 1-2337 (778 amino acids)
Source: RefSeq, a predicted model, not a curated record
AUGGCAAGCCCAAAGUCGGCCUCUUCGCGACCUGAAGAUGGCGUGCGCCGCAGCGCACGCGAAACGCCGCGCGAGACAGCGUCGCCGCCACAGAGAGACCUACUCACCAAGGACGAACACCCCCACGCAUCAGGCUCGUCUUGUCACCGCAAUGAGAAGGUCUCGCCGCCACAGCCCUCCUCAUCGGCCUCCGCGCCGGAGGCGGAUGCAGAAGAUGCUUUGUCUGUAUCGUCCGUCGCUUCUGAGGAAUCGACGGGUAUUGGUGAGGCUCUCGAGGAUGCAGUCCGACUGGGCUGGAGACCUCCGCGGCCGCCCCCCGCUCGAGACCCCUGCUCGCCUCAGCUGUCAGGGCUUCGUCCUCUCCGCCCUACUCGGCUGUCUGCGACGAACUCCCGUGCCUCUCCCGGCUUAGGAAAGGAUCUCCCUGCCUGCCGCGCCCGCGCCGCCCCUGGUAGCGAUGCCGCCAUUGGGAAAAUGGACUCCGAGUCACCUGCGCUUGACAUCGAUGCGUCCUGCGGCUUCUCGCUUUUUGACCGUAGUCAGCAACUCAUGGAGGCCGCGGCGUCUCUAGAGGCGUCGCUCGAAGCGGAACCCCUCUUGGUUUGCCGAAUAAAUCAGCUCGGCGUCGCCAAGGCCAUCGCAAGAGUUUACCCUGAGGCUCAGUGGCGCGGCGAAGUGCCACUGCUCACCUGCCUACUCAGCCGCGCCUACGCACGCGCUGGUUAUGAGGCGCAAGCCCGCUACCACGUCGAGAACGCGGCGGCGCUGCUGGACGCGAUCGGCCUCGACGACCCUCAGACUGCAUGCGUCGGCAUUUUUCAGCAAGGCGCAGCCAGCGUCAGCAGCAGCGCGCGUGCUCGCCGAACACUUUACUACCAGCUGAGCGACGGGCACGAGUGCCCACAGAAGAACGCCGCAUCGAACUUUUUAGCCGAUCACACAAAACUGGCUGCUCCAGUGCCUCAUCUCCCUACCACUGGACGCGAUGAGCUUGCGGACGAUCUGCUGCUAAUGGAGUUCUUCUUCUCCCUCGCCGAGACUUUGCUUGCCUCGCACGCGUUCACGAAAGCUAUUGGUGGUUUCUUCAAGGCAAUCGAAUACACGAAUAGGGCGCUGGAGCGAGCGAACCCCCCAGCUGACGGCGAGCCAGCGAGCGUCCCGCUCACUCCCGGCGACUGCAUGCCGCGCGCCACCGAACCACCCGAAGUUCUGCUGGCGGUACAAAAGCUCGAACUGCGGAGAGCCGAGCUCCUGAUGGGAGUGGUGGAGGCGUCGCUACGCGUUAAGGAGAUCGAGGCCAUUCGCCAGGGGAACGAGGCCGUCGAAAUCGUUUCGAGACUCUGCGGGGGUCCGCGAGACGUGCGAACCCUCCAGGCGCGGUAUUUGACAGCGAAGAUGCUUCACCACGCCUGCCGGAUUAGUGAAGCCUUUGAAGAGAUCAAGGAUAUUAUUCGAAGCUGUACGCUUGUGGAGGGAGAGUCGCUUCCCCCGCAGCCCCCAUCGGGCGACGCAUUUCCUUCUCGGUCUUCCUUGUCUGGCGCGGAAGAGCCUGACAGCCGUUUGCCGAGGCCGCGGAGCCGCGAAAGCGCUGAGACGCCCGAAGCCCUGGAAAGCGCCAGUUGCCCUCGCUACCCCGCUUUUACCGUCUGUUUGCAGCAGCGCGUUGAGCUGUUGCUGAACGCGACGCUCACGGCUGUCGAGUGGAUCCCGAGCUUGCCAAAAGAGAGUCAGGCGGACGCGCUCAAGUUCUGCGCCUCGAUCUUCUAUACCAUGGCUCUUCAGUCCAUUGUGAAUCUGCAGGAACGCGAACGCGAGGAGACCCUCAGCCGGCAACUGGGAAAGGCGCUGGCGGGCAGCGGAGACUCAGCGAGCAGCGAAAGUUCAUCGGACGACGAGGACAAUCUAGCAGCCCCUGCGUCAGGCGGCGCCGACCCGCCGAGGCGCGCGCUCUUUUGUGAAAACCUUGUGUCACUCGGAAGGAAACUACUGUCUGUUAUGGGAACUCUCUCGAUGGAGGAGGACUACACUCGCGCCAUGGAUCUCCUCUUGGACUACAGCCACCUGAAAUUCGGCGCGGAUUCCGCGCAGUACCUCUCUCUGCUCCUUCAACGAAGCGAAUUCGAGGCUGCCCACAGGGACGCCCGCACUGCACUCCUUACCGCCCAAAGCGUCGUCGACACCAUGUGCAGCCGGGGAUUCUUCCUAACCCCCAGUGAAAAAGACAUCCUGCAGCGGGCGCAGACGCUCGCGGAGGCCCUCGCGAAGGCAACAAAGCGGGCAGACCGGGGACGACUCCCGUCGCGGGGCGGAUGGGACCCCGAGACGGGGGGGACGUGA